AUGUAUUAUUAUAAAACUCUGAAAGAGAAACUUAUCAGUGAACUCAAAGUACAAUCAUCACUGGCAUUUACAACUGACACUUGGACCUCCUGCGCAACUGAGGGAUAUCUCACACUGACAGUUCACUACAUUGAUGAGACUUGGCAUUUGAAACACUUUGUAUUGUCAACAAUUGAAGUAAAAGAUCAUCACACUGGAGACCAUCUUGCUGAUGUCAUUAUAGAUAUUUGUAGGGAUUUCCAAAUCACUGAUGUACAUGUGUCUGGCAUUACAACUGAUAAUGCCAGCAAUGACAACAAAGCUGACAUGGCAACACAUCAGGUGUUUCGCACACACACACUUCAGCUCUCUGUUAAAGCAGGACUUAAGGUGAAGGGCAUUGCCUCUGCAGCAGCUGCUGCUAGGAUGCUUGUAGGUCACUUCAAAAAAUCAACUCUGGCAGCAAAUGACCUCAGGGCUAGGCAAAAGCAGCUAGGUCUGCCACACCACUCACUUCUUCAGGAUUUCGCCACAAGGUGGAAUUCAACUUUCUUUAUGUUCGAGAGGCUCAUCGAGCAGGGGCUAGCUGUGUUUGCUGUCCUACACAACCCAGCAGUCACUAGCCUUUCUGACGCUCGUCGGUUUGAGUUGUCAGAUGAUGUAUGGAGAACGAUUGAAGAAAUCACUCCUGUCCUGAAACCGCUUCAAAUUGCCACCACCACCAUGAGUGGAAGCAAUUCCCCCACAUUAAGUCUGGUGUACCCUAUUGUCUUGGGACUUUUGACAAAACAUCUGAUUGUAGGGGAUGGAGACAGUGUUAAGCUAAUACAGUUUAAGCAAGCUGUUAGCCAGGACCUGUCCUCCGGAUUCCCUGCAAAUGAUGAUCUUUGUCGCCACCCCGCUGUCCUUACUUGUGCCUUGGAUCCAAGGUACAAGUCUCUCAGGUUUCUAUCCGAAGACCAAAGGCAAAUGGUGAGAGAUAGUAUCAUCCAAUUGGAAGACCCAGAUAACACCAAUACUACCACAAAUGACCGUACGGUUGAUCCUGAGGCUUUUCCUGUGCAUGUUAAACAGGAACAUGAAAUAAGUGCAAUUCAGUUUCUUUGUGGUGACCUGAUAGAUCUCACUGAGGAAGUGAGCAGUCCCUCAUCUUCAUUCUCGCUGGAGUACGAUACCUUCCUAAAGGAGAUUGUUAGCGGUGCCACUGAUCCACUUGACUUGUGGAAGGUCCAUCAUACCUCCUACCCCCGUUUGGCCAGACUUACCAAGCUAUAUCUAUCCAUUCCUGGGACGUCUGUUCCAUCAGAAAGAGUGGUUUCAGACACUGGCAAUCUUGUCACUAAACGAAGAGCCAGUCUCAUUUUUCUCAAAGGGGUCCUGAAAUUGGAUUAUUCAGAAAAUGACACCCAGUCUAGUGAAACAGUGCCCACUCCUGCCAAACAAAUUAAGUUGGAACCUCAGGAACCAGUAGCUUUGCCACCUCUUCCGCAACUUGAAAUUAUAGAAGAGUAUCUAGGGGAUGGAGACCAUGCUGUACCUGAUCCACCAUUACCAUCUCUUAAAGGCUUAUGA
Molecule: messenger RNA, 1551 nt
Organism: Pecten maximus
Lineage: Eukaryota; Metazoa; Mollusca; Bivalvia; Pectinida; Pectinidae
Product: zinc finger BED domain-containing protein 4-like
Exons: 1
Coding region: 1-1551 (516 amino acids)
Molecular function (GO): protein dimerization activity
Source: RefSeq, a predicted model, not a curated record